Heterocephalus glaber (naked mole-rat) is the source of this 1935-nucleotide messenger RNA. It is a transcript of the gene Slc2a4rg, whose product is annotated as SLC2A4 regulator. Gene Ontology annotation, cellular component: nucleus. Gene Ontology annotation, molecular function: DNA-binding transcription factor activity; RNA polymerase II cis-regulatory region sequence-specific DNA binding. Gene Ontology annotation, biological process: regulation of transcription by RNA polymerase II. Lineage: Eukaryota; Metazoa; Chordata; Mammalia; Rodentia; Bathyergidae. The record is from RefSeq and is a predicted model, not a curated record.
ACCCCUGGCACCGUAUGCCAUUGCGCUGUCCGUCUGAGGUCAGUGGUGGGGAAGAACGACCAGCCCUUCGCGGUGGUGGUUUCCAGGCCUGGGGGUCCUGAGCCAGAGCAGCGGGCUGACAGGAGGGCCGCCUGGAGUGGGACUUGGACCCUGAGCUCCACGGGACGGCUCUGCCACCAGCCCCUACCGUUACCCUCGGCGCCCGGCCGGCCAGCCAUGGAGACCGAGCGCCCCCCGGCACAGGGUCGGGCCUGCGAGCACCCCCCGCCCCGCGCCGCCGCCCGGGACCCCAUUGCGCCGAGGGCCGAGGCGCGGUGGCAGCACGCGGAGGGCCGGGUCCCCGCGCCGCCGCAGGGCCAGCUGGCGGGCAGCGGCUUCGCGGGUUUGGAGUUCGCGGUGCCGCAGGAGCCGCAGGCCGCGAACCUAGUGACUCCCGGGACAUGCGCGGGGGCGGCGGCGGGGCGGCGGCCGCCUUCGGCACAGAUCCCCGUGCCAGCGCAGAGAGCCCCCCCAGGAAAAGCCCGGUUGGACGAGGUCAUGGCUGCCGCAGCCCUUACAAGCCUGUCCACCAGUCCCCUCUGUCUGGGGGCCCCAGCUGCAGCCUUCAGCCCAGAGCCUGGCCUGGAGCCCUGGAAGGAGGGUCUGGCGCGGCCACCAGGCAGCUACAGCAGCAGCACUAACAGUGGAGACUGGGGCUGGGACCUGGCCAGUGACCAGUCCUCCCCAUCCACCCCAUCACCUCCACUGCCCCUCGAGACAGCCCACUUUCUGUUCGGGGACCCCACCCUGAGGAAGAGGAAGAGCUCCGUCCGGGUCAUGUUCCAGUGCCUGUGGAAGAGCUGCGGAAAGGUGCUGAGCACAGCAUCCGGGAUGCAGAGACACAUCCGCCUGGUGCACCUGGGCAGGAGACAGGCGGAGCCGGAGCAGAGUGAUGGCGAGGAGGACUUCUACUACACAGAGCUGGAUGUUGGCGUGGACGUGCUGACUGACGGGCUGUCCAACCUGACUCCUGUGUCCCCCACAGCCUCGGUGCCACCAGCCUUCCCCCAUCUGGAGCUGCCAGAGCUGCUCAACCCCCCAGCCCUGCCCCGUCUGCUACAGCCCCUGGCCCUGGCCCUGGCCCCGCCCCCUGUGCUCAGCUCUGUAGCUCCCCCACAGGUGUGCCACCGUGACCAUGCCUACCAGGUGGGUGAGGCCACAGGUGUCUGGGAGCAGGUCUCAGGGCACUGCAGAGAUGAGCGAGGUUCAGGCUGCAGCUCCGUCCACCUGGAGCUGCGGGCCACUGAGGUCCAGGCCUGUGCUCCAGCCUUGCCCUCCAAGCUCGGCACCAGUCUAAGGAAGCCCCGUGGUGAUGCCAAGAAGUGCCGGAAGGUGUAUGGCAUGGACCACCGGGACCUGUGGUGCACAGCUUGCCGCUGGAAGAAAGCCUGCCAGCGGUUCCUGGACUGAGCCCACCCUCUGGUGCUGCUGCCCAGCUCCCAGACAACCCCAGCCCGAGGCUGGCCAACUCUGGGAGUGCCCCAGGUCCAGGCCCUUUCUGGCUGUAGGGUCUACUUUCUAAUGUGGCAGGGACUAGGGAGUUGUUGAUCCUGGACUCCCAGAGACGUGGGAGGGGUCCUGACACUCAAAGUGCCUCUGAAGAAACCAGCUUUUUGCACUAAAGCCAAACCACACCGCUGCCCCCUCAGCCCCCAGGGCACCGCCCGCCCUCCCUGAUAGCCCACAGAUUUGUCAAGGAAGCCCAUGGGCCCAGCUCCAAGGGCCAGUUGGAGAUGCACUUUGAAGGGUGUCAGGGAGGGAAACUUCCACCCACACAUUUAAUGUGAUGAUUCAAGAGCCCUGGGGCUGACAUUUUACCAUGUUUGUGAAGCUCAGGUGUCUCACGUCUGGGCCCUACCAGGUGAGAAGAAUUAAACAUUUGGGGUUUUUCCAGAA